AUGGCAACAGAGAGAUAUAGGAGGAAUGUUAUUGCUAUGCUAAGAGAUGUGGAUGGAAAUGAGGUAACAGAUCAUGAGGGUAUGGCUGGUUUGCUUUGGAGGGAAUACAAAGAUAGAAUGGGUAGAUCUGAGCCUAUAUCUAUGCAGUUUGACCUGGCUAGAAUUUUAAAGGUGGUGGAUGGAUUGCAUGAGUUAACUAGACCUUUUGAGCAAAAGGAAAUGGAUGAGGUUAUUAAGAAUAUGCCAGUGGAUAGAGCUCCAGGGCCUGAUGGGUUUAAUGGUCUUUUCCUGAAAACAUGCUGGCCCAUUAUUAAGCAGGACUUUUAUAAGUUAGCUGCUGAUUUUCAUGAUGAGACCAUACAGUUGAGGAAUAUCAAUGGAUCUUUGAUCACCUUGGUUCCAAAAAAGCAAGCUCCUGUGCAAUCAGUGCUGAAUGACUUAGUGAUGCAAGGAUUGUUGUCUCUACCAAUUAUCACUAAUGAUCCAGACUUUCCUAUUGUGCAAUAUGCUGAUGAUACUUUGUUGAUACUUCCUGCUGACAAAGGCCAGUUAAUGUUGAUAAAGGAGGUUCUACUGAAGUUCUCUAUGUCUACUGGCUUGAAGAUUAAUUUUGACAAGUCCCAAAUGUUGCCAAUCAAUGUGCCAGAUGAUUUGUUGCAGGAAUUAGCUGCUGUGUUUGACUGUCAAAUAGUGGGGCUGACAAACCAGUUGGAUAGAAUUCUGAGGCAGUGCUUGUGGAGGGAUAAAGAUGGGGUGCCUAAACAAUCUUUGGCUGCAUGGGAUAUGGGAAAAUACCCCAUGAGGAGAAACUAUGUGGAUCCUUUUGGUGGAGGGAUGUUAUGA
This is a messenger RNA of Lolium perenne, 843 nucleotides long. The record is from RefSeq and is a predicted model, not a curated record. Lineage: Eukaryota; Viridiplantae; Streptophyta; Magnoliopsida; Poales; Poaceae.